Molecule: messenger RNA, 2674 nt
Organism: Doryrhamphus excisus (bluestripe pipefish)
Lineage: Eukaryota; Metazoa; Chordata; Actinopteri; Syngnathiformes; Syngnathidae
Gene: igf3
Product: insulin-like growth factor 3
Biological process (GO): positive regulation of phosphatidylinositol 3-kinase/protein kinase B signal transduction; cell population proliferation; negative regulation of apoptotic process
Cellular component (GO): extracellular region
Molecular function (GO): hormone activity; insulin-like growth factor receptor binding
Source: RefSeq, a predicted model, not a curated record
UUUUAUUAUUUUAUAUUUGGCUUAUGUGGUACAUGUUUUUUUGUGAAAAAAUUGUAAAUUUAUCUUGGCUGAUUCAUCAAACUUCUGGGUUUAAAAAUAGAUGAAGUACUAAAAUAAUCCACAUGGUGGUGGAGCUCCAUCAAACCAGAUGAAAACACUAUUGAAGUGCUUGGGUCUGUUUGGCACACAGUGUCACAGCGGAUGAAACAGGAAAAGUACCCUUCAGACAUGUACUGUAAGUCCAAAAGUUUGCACCUUUAUGGAAGAUGUUUGAGGUGAGUGGAUGAAGUAUACUUUGAGAAUGAGGAUACUACUAUUAUUUACAAUUUAUCACUCAAAUUUUAAUACAUCUGUCUAUUUUUAAUACCACUUUUCCUCAUUUGGGUUACGGGUGAGCUAAAGCCCAUUCCAGCUGACUUCAAGAGGUGUCAUAUACAGGACACAGACAUUAACACUAAAUAGACAAUUUACAAUCUCCUUUGCACACACAAGAAGAUCGUGCAAACUCCCAAUGGCGAUUCAAAAUAGUUCUCCAAAUAGUGAGGUUUUGUAGUUGUACUGUAUUUUUUGUAUUUAUAGCACAGAAACGUAUUCACAACAGUUUGUAACAAUAUUAGAGCCCUCUAGAUAUAAAAUAACACCCCUAUAGUCACGUUUACACCUGUAUUACCCAACACAUACACAUAGUACACAUAAUUAGAGUAAAUAAGCUAUUUAAGACAUAAAUAACACUCAUGCUCCUGUGUGUUGCUAUAAAUUUGUUCGCCAGGGUAACAAUGCGUGGGUAACGGCCGAAACAUUAGCCUGUGUUUUAUUAGGGAGUAUUUUAGGUUAAUUCCGAACUCUUAAUUGUCUAUAUGUGCUCUGUGAUUGGCUGGCGACCAGCCGAAGUCAGCUGGGAUAGGCUCCAGCAUACCCCUGCGACCCUACUGAGGAUAAGCGGUAAAGAAAAUAAAUGGAUGAAUCUGCCUGUGGUGAGACAAUUCAAACCUAGUGGUGAAUGUCAUAACAUAACAAACAUAUGGGAACAAAACAGUCACAUUACUGACACCUAGUGCCAGUGUAGAAUAUUACAUCUUUAAAUGCGUCUUUUGAAUACCUUGUAUUUGUAGUUUAAUUUUUCUACUUAAAAAAUGCAUAUUUAGGGGGAAAAAUAAUUUUCUGCAAUAUGCAUAUGAUUUGACUAAUAAGCCAUAUUCAGCCACAAAAAGCAUAAUUAAUAUAUAUAAUAUAUAUAUAUAUAUACACCUUGAUAAAGCAAAGCCAAGAGCCAAAGUGGCGAGGGACAACUACAUAAUUUUUUUUUCCAAGUAAAAAAUAUUCCUCUUUAUUGUUCUUUCAGAAUUUACGGCAAUGAAUCAAGUGUGACAAAAGCUAUUUAGCAUAGACAUAUAGACCAUUUAUAUUCACUGUAUCAUCUUAUCACACACGAUGGAUAUCGUGUGACAAAACAAAGUAGGAACAUUUUUCGAACAAGUUCAGCCACUGUAACAGAAUGUUGAAUCAUCUGAUAAGAAAAUCGCUUUAAGAUUUGAGCAUGAAAGAGCGCCAACGAGCAUAGGGAGGCCAUCUCUGGGGUAUGGUCCUCCCUCCUUCGCCUGCAAGAUAAUAUAAUACUGAAGGUGUGCAAAAGUCACAUCGCACAGUCAGGAUGAAUGCCUCACCAUGCCCUUCCGAACGAUCUUGGACAUUGAAGGUGUUGUGCAUGUUCUACUCUACCAUGUGCCUGCUCAACUGGCCUCUCUACUCAGAAGCAGCCAAGCUCCGUUGCGGCACCGACCUCCUCAAUGACCUUCUAUUUGUGUGUGGCGAUCGCGGGAUCUAUUUUGGUAAAGGUACACGGCCUGGUUAUGGUUCCCGGCCGAGAGGGAAGGGGAUCGUGGACAAAUGUUGCAGGUCGAAUGGCUGUGAUCUCCAUCAUCUGGAGGUCUACUGUGCUAAGCCAAAGAAGCAACAGCCGACUACAGCAUGGCCAAGCACAAGUACAGAACCCCACACCACAAAACAUGACGUGGCCAAUCAGUUCCAGGCGGUAUUCCACAAAAGACUCAUAGAACACCUGGGUCCUCCCAACAGUCCAAAGAGAGAGGCUUAUAGGAAAAAAACAAAGCCUUCAUUCCCAAAGAAAACCAAAGUUUCAUCCACACGCAGGAUGAAGAUGAAGCUACAGCACACAACAAGUGGACCUCCCUCAAGAAGCACUACAAGGAUAUUAUCCUUUUAAUUAUUUGACUUCUUCAGAACGUGCCAAUGAGUCUGUUGGCCAAUGACUGGCUUGUACUCCUCAAAAAAGCUGCUGUUUCUUUCAUAUUUUGCACCCCCGAGUUCAUUUUAAACAUGGUCCAUUGAUAACACACAUUAAUAUAUUUAUUCUCCAAACAGCUGUUUCGCCCAACUCUGUACACUGUAUGUUUUCCAUGAGUGCUAUUUUAUUUAUUCUAGUAUCAGCAGCAUGUGCCACAUUCUGUAUUAUAUCUUUUUUUUUUCUGUGAAUAGUUUUCUAAGUGCUUGAUUAUUCGGAUUCAACACUUACUGUGUAUUUAAAGCUCAUUUCUUACUGUCUUUCAAGUAUUGAUAGACAAUAAUAUUCCAUGCACUUUCAUAACUUUCAUUAAUAAGCAAAACCUCAGUAGUAUUUUCAUUUUGUUUGUAAAUUAUUUGUAAAUUCAUUGUC